AUGUCUGCUCCUCCUGGUGCAUCCGCACAGGACGGUCACGGAGCUUCACCCUCUCGAUCCCGCCCUGCCUCACCGGCCUCUCCAGCUCUAUCGAACACUUCAACCGUUGACGGCGAAGAGGAAAUCGAGUCUUCCCCCGUCCUUGUUACUCUUCAAGCUCCCCGACUCCCAGAAAGAGCUCUACAAUUUUUGAGAACACCACCUCCCGAGACCACUCAAUUCGGCACUGCUAGCUGGGGUUCCCCUUAUCCCCAGUCGGACAGCAAUCUCCGCCGUCGAAGUCUGAGCAGCGAAGGCUCAGACGAAUCUCCGAUUCACCACUUGGACAUCGAGACCCCUUUUCUCCGUCCGAUUCCUGAUCUACUACGAUCGCAGUCAGACCCACAGGGCUCUUCGCUGAGCGCCGCUGCCGCCGUACUUGCAAAUCGUGCUCGCCGACCGACUCGGGGACUUACUGAAGAUUGGAUCCGUACUCAUACCACCGACGACCCCAACGACGAGAGUCGACAUUGGUUCAGUGACGGAAGUGGAAGUGAGCACUCUUCGUUGAGCGGCUCCGAACCUGCUUGGCUGGAAGAGGGCGAGAUUCGCACUCCGCGAGCCACUCGGAGAACAAGAAACGUGUCUCGAGAAGGAUCUGGGCACCAUCCACGGGCCAGAUCUAGCAUCGAGACUCUCAGACCAGGGGAUUCCCUAAGUCCCAAGACGGGGCAAAACAACAGUAUGGCGACCUCCGAAGCCGCACCAGUAACGCAGGAUGCGGCGAGCGACAGGUCUCAGGCCGCCUCCACUCCGGAAGUACCUGUCGCAGAAACUACAGAAAAGCGUCUCCCUAGCCGUCCUGCUAACGGGGAGCCUGCGCUGCCCGCAACACCGAAGAAGGGCACUCAAAAGCCUCUCCCCAAGGAGCCUGCACCGACACCUCGUCUGAAAAAGAAGGUGCCAUGGAGAGGCAAGAACAUCAUGGUCCUUAUCCCACGGGACACUGAGCGAGGACAACCUGGCAAUGCGCCCAUGCCUCUGCGCCAGGAUGAGAUAGAACGUAUGUUUGCGUCUUGGGAAGAGCUCGGAUAUGAUAUUUCAGGAUUCGAUUUGGAAGUUGAGGGCUACCAAGUAGAAGGCACAGCCGAUUCUCAAACCCGAGACACCUGGCCAGACUUCGACGAAGUCGUCAGGGAGAGGGAACAACGUAGCUUCAAGGUCACACUUCCCGACUUGGAUGGCUGGAAAAAAUACGAGGCAGAUCUUCAAGAGGCCAAACUGCGGGCGCUUGGCGUGUCUUUCGGCGAUGAUGAACCAGUACUCUCGCCUGCUGCCACAGAUCUGAGCCGCCAACCCUCCGCUCAAUACCCUCCGCUCCCAUUCUCCCCCCCUCUGCCAACAUCCUCAGCCUCCAGCAACCAUGGCAUACCUGGAUUCCAACCUGGUCACUUUACACGACCUUCCACAAAUAGUCCUGGUCUAUCACAUGGUGCCUCGCCACUCUCGUUCGCAGGCAUGCCCAGCAAGUUCAACCCCAGACAAUCUAUCUCAUUUCCUGCCAAUAGUUCGCCUUUUGGUUUCCAGCAACAAACUCCACAAGGUUGGCCUGGCCUUAACCGCCACGAUUCACCUUCUCUUAUGGGCAUGAUGUCUCCGCACUCACCUUUUGGAGGACCCGAGAGUCCUGGCAUGAAUAUCCACCAGCGUCACCAGUCUCUGCAGUAUCCCAUGAUGCCUCAUCAGCAAUUCUCGUACUUGCAGCCUGCCCGCAACUCUCCUCGCCUGCAAGAGGUCCGCGAGGAUGAGGAGGAGGCUCCGAGCAAGAGUCCCUCGAUGACACCGGAACCGUCUCAACAACAGAAUACCGACACCCUACAAGCCGAGAUUGAUGACGCUGAAUACCAUCUGGAAGAGCAACUUCGCAAUGAAUUAGAGCACGAGGACUACAACCCCCAGCCCCAGAACGAGCAACCUGCAUCCUUCCCAGACCCGUUUGAGUCUGCUCAUGGUCAUCAAGCUUCUAAACAAUUUCCUGUCCAGGAACGAUUUGCCAGCGAACAGUCCAAGCCCCUUGUGUUGCAUCAUCCUCGACCUCACAGUCGUGGGCAUUCACUUUCUCAGGGUUACUUCCGGGAUCAUAAUGAAAACAGUGUCACUGCUGAUGAGAGCAACCUCACCAAGUUUAGCAGUCUUAAUGAGAUUCCAGAAUCUCACAAGCCAGACGAGGCUUAUGAGAUUGAGACCAAUCCUAGCAAUCUUGGUACCCCUGUUCAAGAGAUCGACUUCCCUGGGUUCGGCCAUCAGAAGAACUUCUCGACGGCCAGCAACCCCUGGAACGACGCUGGCUCCGCUGGCAGUGGUAAUAAGGCGGACCGACGUUCUAGCCAUGUUAGCAAACCCUCGCUCUCUAAGCUGAAUGUGCAAGCGCCUGAGUUCAAGUUUAACCCUGCAAGCUCAUUCACACCUGGCCAGUUCGACUUUGGUAGCAAGAGCAGCACUUUUCAGCCUGGUGCUAGUAGCUUUGAACCUGCUGUUAACACCUUUGAACCAACGGCCAGUACCUUCCAGCCAGGUGUUGGAAGCUUCCAACCCGGUGCUAGCAGCUUCCAACCUGGCGCGAGCACGUUCAGGCUGGGUGCUAGCAGCUUCCAGCCUACUGCCAGCACUUUCGAACCGAGCAGUUUCCAGGCUGCCAACCUUGAACCCGUUGGUUUCCAGCCCUCGGCAUUCCAGGCCAAUACCGACCUUUCCGGCACAAAUAUGUUUAGCUCUCCACCUGCGAAGCAGCCUUCACACGUUACACCGGCAAAGAUUAACGUUAACGCGCCGUCGUUUUCACCAGGCGAAAGUGCUUUCAGCUUCUCCACGUCAGGUCCCAAGUUCAAUGUCGCUGCACCCACGUUUACACCCCAUUCUGACUCUUUCACGAGCCCGGCCAGCCAGGGCAAACAUGGCAGCAUUUUCGGAAGCAUCGAUCUCAGCUCCAACGACAUGCAAUCGAACAAGAAGUCGAAGGCAGUGCCGAUCGUUAGACCGUCUAGUCGAUCGUCUGCUAAUUCAGAAGAGCCCGAGGAGCAUCUCGAUGUGGAUGGCCGGCCACUUGCUGAUGAGAACAGAUUCAAGCGAGCACGCAGUUCUGCACCUGGUGGUGACGAUGUGCCAUUAUUUGCAGAGCAGCCCAGUGGACAAGAUGUUUCGCCUCAAGAGACCCAACAGAACACACAAGACGAGCAUGCUCUGCCUGCGGAUACUUCUAUGUCUUCUAUUGUCACCUCCGAUCAGGUUGAUACUAAGACGACCACCGCUGCCCCAUCCGCUGCGCCUUCUGUCACAUCGACUGCAGAGAACAACAACUGGAAGCCUUACGAGUUUGAGUCUAACCAGGAUAUCCAGAACUUCAACGAAGCCCGUCCCUUUGGCGAAGAAAGCUUCGCACAUGGUCACAGGAAGACACUAUCCGCUAAUGUCGAGCCUCUCAAGCCUGGUGCGAGUUCCUACGGAGAGACCACACAGACCGAACAAGAAGACGAGGUGUCUGACCUUUCUCCUGUGGCUAGCCCUGUACCUGCUCGUGCUACUUCUGGUCUUGGUGCUUCUCGUUUCAACACUGAUCAGCAUCCCCCAAGGACAGUCUCCAAGGGACUUGGCGCUUCCCGUUUCGCUGAUCCCGUCAAGCCAGCUAAGGGUCUGGCUGCUUCCAGAUUUGCCAAGAGCCCGACGCCUGAGGAGAAGCCUCUUCCCCCUGUACCCGUCGAGGAUGAUGUCGUUGAAUCUGUCGAAGAGGAUGCGCCUGAACUUUCAGCUACCGCGCUACCCGCCACUGGCCGUGGCAGCAAUGAGCCGACGUUCGAGGAGAUCGAUGCCGUGAUGGAUCAGUUCCUUGAUGACCCUACAAUGGGUGUCAACAAAACACGCGAAUCUUCACAGUGGCCGCAGAGCAGCCCUGUUCUUAACUUGUCGGCCGUUGCAAAUUCUUCACCCUAUAAAUUAGAGCCUGCAAUUGACCGGUACAUCCGUGACGAGGCUAGUUCGACACCUAGGGAGUAUCACGUUCUUCCCCAGAACUCUGCCCAGCCUAUGCCUAGUACAGAGUUUGAGGAUCCCUUCCUCGACCCCCCUGUGCUCAAUGAUGGCCAAGCUAAUGAUGGUGAGAGCCUGCCAGCUAGUGACUGGGAGGGUGCCUUCACUGAAGAUGAACAUGACAAAUUGGAGAACCGAGCGCAGUUCUUCGAUGGUCGUGUUAACGAGGUAGUUGGCAACCUGUUGGCUUCUCGUCUUGAACCACUGGAAAAGUCGCUGUUUUCUAUUCAACAAGUCUUGGCCACUCGAGCUCGUGGUACUCCUUCCUCCCGCCGCGAUAUGCGCAGUAUCUCUGCCGAACUGCAACAGAGUGAUGCCGAUGAUGAGGACGAGGAACCCAUUUUCCGCCGCUCAAUGAGUCCUCGAAGAGAUCGACGCCUUGACCAAAUCCGAAUCGCGGUUAUGGAGGGUCUUCAGGCUCAACAACGCACCCAAAUUGAAACCUCAACCCCAGCCCCUGUUCCGGCAACCUCAGAAAACUCUCCUGCGGCUAUUGUGGAGGUCAUUGAGGCUCUCAAGCAACAGCUGACCAACAACGUUGGCCGCGAUGGUGAUCUGAAAAAGAUGAUCCAGGAAGCCGUCCAGGCUAGCGUACCCACCGUCAAAUCUGAACAAGAAGAAAACUCGAAGGUCACUGAGCUUCAGAGUAAGAUUACCGACCUUGAACAGCGUUUGUAUUUUGAGCAGACCAAGGUCGAGAACGAGGUCUCUGAGAGACGGGCUGCCGAGGAUAUGGCGGCCGAGCUUGUGCGCAAACUUCAAACCGCCGAAACACGUAUUGAGAUCGAAAUCAUCAACCGUAGCGUUUUUGACCAGCGUGUGGCCGACCUUGAAGAAAGACUUCGGGGGGCUGAAGAACUGAGCGAGGAAUCAAUUCUUGCUCGUCGUGCUGCUGAAGAUAAGCUGACUGAGUCUCGUGUUCACCAAGAGACCGCUGCUGAAGAGGUAGUUCGUCUCCGCGAACUGGUUGAGCAGAGGGAUCAUAAGUUACGUUCCCUGGAGCAAGCGAACAGCAAGACUGCUAUGCGUAUCGCUCUUUUGGAAGCUGCUCAGAACAACGCUACCCAGGCCCAACACGAGGCUAUUGCCAAGUGUAAGGGUAUGGAAGUCGAGCUCAAGGACGUUCGUCAAGACAACCACCACUGGCGUGCCGAGGCUGAGCGGUACGACGAGUCUGCCCGACAAAAGGGCGCUGAGUUAAACCGUGCAUUGGAAGACAACCAGCACAUGCAGAAGUCUCUGACCACCCUCACCACCCAGCUUGAGGAGAAUGAACGUAUCCGCGAAUCUUGGCGUAGCAAGUUUGUCUCUCUUCAAGAAGACAUGGGCAGGGCUGCUCGUGAAAUCGCCGAAGACAAUGCUCGUCGCAUCAAGAAAGACCAGGCUAUGCUUGCUAGACAGGAAGUAUUGGACGCUCGUCUCCAGGCCGAGGCUAAGACCCGCGAGCGUUUGGAAAUUGAGAUGGAUCGUCUGCAAUCGAAUGAACGAUCUGGCAUGCGUGCCAACAACGAAUGUGCUCGCCUGGAAGGCAUCAUUGGCGAGUUGAAGACCGAAAACCACAAGCUCGAGCAGAAAGCUAUGCGGUACCAGCGCGAGUUCGAGGAGGCACGCGAAUCUGGCCUCAGCGAAGUUAAGAGAACUAGAAUGGCUUUGCAGACUGAGAUCGACACCGCCAACAACCAGGUCAACUACAUCCGAGAGGAACUUGAAGAGCAGAAUUCCAAACUUCGAGCUGAACUGGAUAGUGUCAGACUUGAAGUCGACACCGCUAAAGCGCAGAAUGAGAUGCUUCUGGAGGAGGCUGAGAACAGUAAAACAGUCGAGCUCGACGAACUCACUCGCAAGCAUCAGAACGAGAUGGAGGAUCUUCAAACUCGAUAUGAGCGACGAGUUCACAACGCUCAAGAGGAUGCUCACAAGGCUGAGCAACACCUUCUUGAACGUCUCAGUCUGUCAGCUUCGAAGACCGAGCAUCUUCAAGAUCGCAUUCUCCAUCUCGAGGACAAACUCGAAAUCGCGAAACAAGCUGCUGCCGCCGCCGCACAAGCCGCCAAGUCUGCAGGGGCCGACAUCCAUGUUCCUGUCGCUCAGCCGAGGAGGGCCACUCGAGACCUUGACCCACCCGAGAGAAUCUCUCCCCAGGCUCUUCGUGAAUCCAUCAUGGUACUCCAGGAACAACUCCAGGCUCGCGAGCAGCGGAUUGAGGAACUGGAACAAACUCUAUCCAAGACUGAUCCCGAAGCCAACACCAAGAUCACCAAACGUGAUGAUGAAAUCACCUGGCUGCGCGAGCUCUUGGCUGUCAGGCACGAGAACCUACAAGAUAUCAUCGCGGCUCUUCAAAGCGACUCUUUUGAUCGCGACGCAGUGAAGGAUGCCGCGAUCAGACUCAAGGCAAACCUGCAGAUGGAAGAACAGGAGCGAGAGAGGGCAAUGAAUGGUGGCUCCGCCAUCAACUUACCCAAUAUUGCUCAGACAAUCCAGAAUGCGUCGCCUCGCGUGGCACAAACCAUUGGUCCCCUGGCAGCUGCUUGGGGCAACUGGCGAAAGGGCAACCGCGCCCAACCCUCACUAAGCAGCCUCUCUGGCGUCCUCAGUUCUCCGGCCCCUGGACGGAAAGCUACCCCCUCGCGUAGCAACUCAACCUCCCAUAACAAACCUAUGGGAGGUCUCAUGACACCUCCCGCUUCCACUGUCCGUCAGAAAUCGCCAGUGGAUAAUAAGCCCCAACCCACUGCCUUUGCAAGUACUGGACGUCGCUUCCCAUCGCAAAGCCACGCUCCUGGACGAGCACGAGGAGCUUCCAAUACUUCGCAUAGAGCGGAGCAAACCAUCGUUACACCACCGCCUGUUGAAUCAGAGGAUGAGCCCAUGACUCCUCCAAUGAUGCGAACGAGUGGCUACGACUCAGAUGCACAACCCGGAGAUUUCGACGAUAAUGAUUUCUUCGAAGACUAA
Messenger RNA from Fusarium coffeatum, 7020 nucleotides. RefSeq lists its product as uncharacterized. NCBI's taxonomy places the organism in Eukaryota, Fungi, Ascomycota, Sordariomycetes, Hypocreales, Nectriaceae. The transcript is spliced from 2 exons. The record is from RefSeq and is a predicted model, not a curated record. Bases 1 to 7020 code for a protein of 2339 amino acids. Gene Ontology annotation, cellular component: cytoskeleton.